Molecule: messenger RNA, 3258 nt
Organism: Rhodotorula toruloides NP11
Lineage: Eukaryota; Fungi; Basidiomycota; Microbotryomycetes; Sporidiobolales; Sporidiobolaceae
Product: DDT domain-containing protein
Exons: 9
Coding region: 1-3258 (1085 amino acids)
Source: RefSeq, a predicted model, not a curated record
AUGCCCCUCCUCCGCCGCCGCCCCGUCGCGCUCCUCCCCCUGCCCCCCUUGGACGGCCUCUCCCCAACCUCGCCCGUCUUCUACCUCAAAGCGACAGGCGAAAUCUUCCUCGACUACGAACAGUACGCAGCCCGCUUGACGUUCCUCCUCACCCGCCAGUUCCAGUGCGAGUACUCGGGAAAGAGCGGGUUGGAUUACUUCUCGGCGCUCCAGUCGGAAAAGGCCGAGAGCAAGGUCGUUCGCGAGCGGUUCCCCGACGCGCUCAAGGGCAAGGUCCUCGGCAGCGUCCAGUUCCAGGUCAUGGGCCGCCUCGACUCGCUCGUCGACCUCGUCUACGACCGCUACAAAGACCGCUACUUCAAGGACGAAAAGGUCUUUGUCGACAUCGCCGGCGACAAGUACUUCGCCUUGAUCUCGAACGUCUUUCCCCCGCAAAACAUCCGCGACCAAGUCGCCUCCUCCUCUUCCGGCCCCUCGACCUCUUCCACAGACACCUCUUCGCUCUACGCCUCGGCCGCACACAAGACCGGCGUCGACAUGAACAUUGAUCCGAAGACUGCGCGGGCCGAAGAUGACCCGGACGAGUACCUCUAUACGUUGCAGUUGAUGGACGAGGAGGGCAAGUUUGAGGGGAGUACGAUGGAGGUUAAGCAUCGCUCUCUCUCACGCGACCGCCUCGCCUUCUCGAAAUCCAUCCUCAAGCGCUACCUCCGCGAAUGCCUGAUGCGGGACGCCUCAAUCGGCGCACCGUGGAUCGUCAAGCCCUCUAUCGCGCGGGCAUUCGAUAUCCCCCUCGAACAGAGCGGGAGUAUCGAGGAGAGGAACCGCAAGGCUAGGGAGGCCAAGUUGGCGAAACGGAGGAAGGCGGGGGAGGGAGGUGGAGCGGGGAAGGAGAGGGAGGAGGGGGAGGGGAAGCAGGGACCGGCCAAGAGGAGGAAGACGGUCGACGGCUCCGCGACUCCCGCAUCCGCCUCGACGCCCCUCGACCGCGCCUCAACAGUCGGCGCCGUCCCGUCCGAAUCGACCAAGAAACCCAUCAAGUACCCGAUCGAAGACCUCGACCUCGACCCCAUGUCGAUCAUCGACGGCCGUGUCUUGCGCCGCGUCAACUCGGAGUUGCCGACCCUUCCGCCCAAGCCUCAGCCGAAGAGGGAUCUGCUCGUGCCCGAGGAGAACUUUGAUCGCUUUGUCGAGACGUGGAAUAUGCUCAACGUCUUCUCCAAAGCACUCAACAUCUCGCCCUUCUCGCUCGACGACUACGCCGGCGCGCUCAACCACCCGCACGCCCACCCUCGCUGCACACUCCUCACCGAGAUCCACGCCUCGCUCACCAACAUCAUCGGGACGGACAACUCGCGCGUCCUCGGGUCGACGACGGCCGUGCCUUCGUAUGGGCGUGGAGGGGCGGCUGCUGCUGCUGCGGCGGCGGCGGCGGCGGGAGAGGAGCCUGGUACGCCGGCUGCGGAGGGCGACGAUCAGCUUGCGGACGGAGCAGGAGCGGCAGCGGGAGCCGAGCGCGACGGGACGGUCGAGUACGAGCAAAUCCCGUACGAAGAGUCCGAGCUAAACAAGCUCGUCCGGCUCGGGAUCUCGCACGCGAAGCGGUGGGACCGGCAGGCGAAACUCAAGAGUGCGGACAAGCGCGAGGGGUGGGAGAAGCACCUCAUCGGAGCGUUGUGUCAGCGCGGUGGACCGGUGCAUAUGCCGAAUUUCGUGAGGAUCAUGAGGCACCUCUUCAAGGGCCACCCGGCGCUCCCGAAGCAGGAUUGGUACCCUGGAGACGAGGAGGAGGCGGAGGCGGACGUCAAGCCGAAGAAGGAGGAGGAGGGCGGCGAAGCUGGGGAUGCCGAGAUGAACCCGCCCGCGUCCUCGACAACCAAGCAGGACCAGCCCGAUCAGCGCGACGACGUCGACCAACUCGGCACCCCUCCUCCCGCCGCCGACUCGCCCUCGACGAAAGCCGGCGACUACGAUGCCGAGCCUCAGUACUUUUCUCUCGCGCUCGAGGACAAACUCGACAUCGUCGCGUACCUGUGCACCCUCGUCAUGGGCUCAAAAGUCGUCAGGAGCUUUGUCGACGAGUCGGAUGCGAGGUUGACCGAGUUGAGGAAGGUCAAGGCGGAUGUCAACAAGGAGAAGAAGGCGCUCAUCGAGAAGAAGGCCAUCCUCGACGCCGGCGGCAAGAUCGAGCCCGCCGCCGCAACAUCGCUCAACGGCGGCGCUUCGGCCACGCCCGCCCCCGCGAACGGUACCUCUACGCCCUCCGCCACGCCCGCUGCCGCUCCGCCCGCUCCUGCAGCAAACGGCUCGACGUCCCGCGCGCCCUCCGAGGCGACCGAGACGCCCUCGCGCGCGGCGUCCGUCAAGCCCUCGGCCGGCGCCGACGAAGACGAGGAAGAAGACCAGCUCGCGUCGGACGACGACGACGAGCGGUCUGUCGCCCCCUCCGAGGCAGGCUCGAUCUCGUACCUCUCGCGUCGGCAGGCUGCGCUCGAGGAGAAGCGGUUGGAGAAGUUGCAGGAGGGUGGAAGUGGGCGGGCGGGGUCUGUCGCGUCAGGGUCGGGUACGCCUCGCGCACGAACUUUGACGAGUGGGACAGGAGCGACGAAAGACGUCCCUCGCGCUCCGCCGACGAUCGAGGACUUGAUGCGCCAGAACGCGCACAAGGACGACUUUGUCGAUCGCGAGUUUAGGCGAUACCAGGGUGUCGCGCGUUGUCGCCCGCUCGGCAAGGACCGGUUUCACUGCCGGUACUGGUGGUUCGACGGGAUUGGCGGGAUGGACCUCGUCGUGCCCAAUUCGGCGGGAGAGGAAGUCGUCACGUACGGGACGGGAAGGCUUUUCGUGCAGGGCCCGAGCGAGGAGGAUUGGGAGGUUAUUUGCGAUGUGAGGGAGAAGGGGGAGGAGGGGGAGAAGGGCGCGAGGGAGAGGAGGAUGAGGGAGGAGGUGGUCGAGGAGCCGGAGCAGUUGCUGGGCGUCAACGAGUGGGCGUACUACGAGGACGACGAGCAGCUCGACUCGCUCAUCGCCUGGCUCAACAGCAAGGGCACGCGCGAGCUCGCGCUCAAGACGGCGAUCCAGAAAUGGCGUCCACUCAUCACCGCCGGCGCAGAACAACGUCGCUACGACGCCGCCAACCCCGAGUUGCCGCGGUACGAAGCCCCGCCUGGCAAGCGGCGCGCGAGUCGCAAGGACCGGCAGGAGCCCGAGCCCGACAGGACGUACAUGGGCUGGCGGAACCAGAUCGCUCGCUUCUGA